This is a messenger RNA of Podarcis lilfordi (Lilford's wall lizard), 15090 nucleotides long. Lineage: Eukaryota; Metazoa; Chordata; Lepidosauria; Squamata; Lacertidae. The record is from the annotation of a GenBank genome assembly.
UGACGUAAGCCAGAGGGCGAAGGUCCGCAGCGAGAGGAGUAGAGGCGCCUCGUGUGAUUUCCAGCCGGGAGUGUGGUAAGCGCCCCCUGUUCCGACAGCAUCCCCGGGGCCUCCUGAAACACUCGGGGUCGCGCUGCUUAUCUCUCUUGGCAUCUUCCCCGCUGCAUUUCUCCGCCAACCCUGCUGAACGUGGCAGCUGACACGGGUUUCUUCUAGCAGGAACGGCGCCUGAACAAUGGUUCACCCCGUCAUAUGAACCCCUGGCAGUGAAUGGUGGCUCUGCUCUCAGGACUAAUACUUAAAGAAUUCUUGGAAUACUUUAAUAGCAUGUCAAAGGAUAUUGUUGGUUGUUGUUUUUUUCCGAGGGGGGGGAAAUACCCUGACAAAUACCCUGAACCUGCUCACUUGCAGGUCCAGAUCCACCAGUUAAAGACCAGUAGAUUCAGGCGAUUGAUUUUCUUGACACAUGUCGGCCCCCACCCGCACUGGGCUUUUCCUCCUUUGCUGUAACUUCUUGUGCAUGUGUAAUCCUUAUGACUCAAUAGCUAGCCUUAAGUAAUUAAAAUAAUAAUAAUAGCUAGCCUGUUUUGUCCUGUGGUUUCUGUGUCUCGAUUAUGACUUGUGAGAAGUUUUUCCCCUGUCUCUUGCUCUGUUGUUAGGUUGCUGCUUGCAGUGUAGACAAAUGAUGUUAUCUUCUUAUACUUGACCCUGGGACUGUGUAUGGAGCCUGCACAACUGGUUUGGUGACCUUUCUGCCCCACCUUCACCUUUGGUGGAGUGAAUGGCUGACUUAUCAGUCAGUCUGAAACAGCUGACGUAUCCUUCAUUUUCUGACCUUCCUUGACCUGGUCAUUAUUUUUAAUGCACAGUUGCACCUCAGUACAGUUGUGAGUGAACUACUGCACAAUUCUUUUCAGAAUUGCAUAGCUUUUCAGACGAACUCUUUCCAACUCUUGACUAACCAUUAAAGACUUUUGAUACUGUAAUAAUAUCUGUUGCAAGCACCACUAGGAAAUUGAGACAUAUCAUAGAGGCACCAAGAGAUUUUGGAUCUUUUGGACACUAGUUGGGACACAGGAAGUUUGAGAGCAACUGUGUGCUGGUCAUCUGAUCCCAGAGCUUAGUAUCUUAUGCUGUUGUAAAAUAGAAUUGAUUAUUUCUGCCCCAGCAACUUCUUAUUUCAGUGUUGUACCAGGACUUGCCGAUCGUAUGGUCGGCGGUUCGAAUCCCCGCGGCGGGGUGAGCUCCCGUCUUUCGGUCCCAGCUCCUGCCCACCUAGCAGUUCGAAAGCACCCCUAAGUGCAAGUAGAUAAAUAAGUACCGCUUUAUAGCGGGAAGGUAAACGGCGUUUCCGUGUGCUGCGCUGGUGCUGGCUCGCCAGAGCAGCUUCGUCACGCUGGCCACGUGACCCAGAAGUGUCUCCGGACAGCGCUGGCCCCCGGCUUCUUAAGUGAGAUGGGCGCACAACCCUAGAGUCGGACACGACGGGCCCGUACGGGCAGGGGUACCUUUACCUUUACCAGGGCCAAAAGAUAUUAAAAUAUGAAAGGAGUGGGGCCUCAAUACAGUAAUAGAAUAGUCAGCCCUGAUUUAGAAAGGACUUCAGUGACACUAUCCACACAAUGUUCUUCCCAGGUAACUGUGUAUGCAGGUGCACUUUCAUGAACCUGAGGGGAAAAGGUGUCUCCAGGAAUAAUUGACUUGACCUAAAACGGGCAAAUUUAGGGUUGUGCUUGUUUGUUUUAUUUAUUUCAUAAAAUGUAUUCAUUGCUUGAUUGCUAAAACAGACACACACAUACCCUCAAAGCUGUUUACAAAACAACCCGCUUGCUGCCCUACCAUGUAUUUAUAAUAAGGAAUAGAAGCCUUUAGCCUAUACAGUGGUACCUCGGGUUACAUACGCUUUAGGUUACAGACUCCACUAACCCAGAAAUAUUAUCUCGGGUUAAGAACUUUGCUUCAGGAUGAGAACAGAAAUCGUGCUCUGGCGGCGCAGCAGCAGCAGGAGGCCCCAUUAGCUAAAGUGGUGCUUCAGGUUAAGAACAGUUUCAGGUUAAGAACGGACCUCCAGAAUGAAUUAAGUACUUAAUCCGAGGUAUCACUGCAUGUCAUAUCUGGUAUAGGCUCGGAAUCAUAUGUUCCCCUAAGAAUUGCUGCCCAUGGAAAGGAGAAUAAAGGGUGCAACUUCACUGUCAAUAGGAGAAAUAGGAGAAAGCUGCACCUAUUGUAAAAAGUAUACUUUCUGUGUGUUACAGAGACAGAAAUCCAACCCUGGGGGGUGGGGGCUGUUUUUUGCAUUUGUCCCUUGAGGACAAAGGAGAUUUUUCAUAACUCCUCAUUGAAUAUAGAGAUAUAACAGCUGGAUGUGUUGUUAACCGUAGGAGUGGAGGGUCCCUUUCCAAAAAAGCUUGCUGAUUUUCUCUCUCUUUCUCCCUCAGAUCAUGCAGCCUGCUGAGACCUUUUCUGUGUUUGAUGCAGCUCAGAAUGCAGCUUUAAUGAAUGGACUUUGCCUUGUAACUGAAUCAUCAGGAGAUGUCACAUCGGUGGCCAUUCCAGGUACUGCUUUUAAAGGGCCAUAUAUCUGGAAAAGGGUUCUGGCCAAGGGUUCACCAGGUUUGCGGAGUUCAUGACUCAUGAGUUUAAAACUACGGUUGGUGAAAACACAUAAGGAUUUGAAACCACAGUUUGAUCUUGGCUUGUUCUUGGUAACCAAGCAACAAUUCCCGAAGCUCAAACAUCUUGGAAAACUUUUAGUUUAAAAUGGGAAUCAAAUGCUUCUGAUUUUAUCCUCAUGACCACAAAAAGAGGAAGCUGAAGGCUUUCUGUGGCUUAUUCAUGUAAUGAGAAACCAUGGUUUCCUUUUGUGUUUGUUAGUGUGUCACUUUAUGACAUCAUCAGUGUGCCGCUUUAGUAAUUUUGCAUCUUUGUCAAUUAGUUUAAACCAGUUAUGUUUAAACUAAAUACUGGGGCUGUUUGUGUAUUCCAUCCAGGAUUCUUCCUAUUGAGGUGUUAGUGAUACUCUCUCACACACAAUAUUUCUCGAUUCCUUUUUUUGGGUUUUCAUUCUAAUGUUUAAGAUUUGCAGCCUUCUGUAUCAGGAUUUUCACAUUCUUAAGUCCCUCAGAAUUUGCUGAGGUGUUAUACAUUUGAGUUGUGUUAAAUAAAGAUUUACAUUCCUUCAUACAUAACUGUAUUUGUGCCAGUAACUGUGUUCAUUUUCAUUCUGUUCACUACAGUGACUAAGGGACCAGAUCGACCUAGUAGGAUCUUAGAAGUGUCAGACAGGAUGUACUGCUCUGCCUGCUCAAAAGCCUUUGACAAUAGAGAGGAGCAGGUGGGUGUUGCUGAAUGUUUUUGAACAAUGCUUUCUGUGGGAACAGGAUGGUGCAAAAAUCCAUUUGUCUCUUGUCCUCAGAUGAAAUGCAGUAUCCAGUAGAUCAACAGCAUGAAUCUGGAUAUGGCCAGUGGGACAGAUCCUUAUCUCUAUUACUACUCCUACUCCUACUACUAUUAUUUAUUAAAUUUGUAUACCGCCCUAUACCUGCAGGUCUCAGGACGGUUCACAGGAUAAAAUCACAAUAUAAAAACACAACAUACAUAAUUAAAACAAAAACAACGCAACAACACCCCUCCCCAAAUUAACCUACCCUACUCUCUGCACUGGCCAAAUUUGACAGGUGGGUGGAGCCACCUCUCCUUUCAGUCACCUCACAAUGACUGGUGAUAUAGUGCUUUAAAGUUCCAACAAUCAGUUGAUCAUCAGGGCUUCAAAGUGUUGUGUAGUUUGAUCCUGUACACUGCACUCUUAUCAGCUGGUCAUUGGGACUUCAAAGCUGAAAUGUUUGCACUGACAGAAAAACCAGUGUUGAAUUACUCCCACAGUUAAUAUAUAAAAGGGAAGCUAUAAGUAACAGCUUGCAACAUUGUUUUAUCAAGAGAUGGCCCUUGUUUAUUCAGUACUGAAUGAAAAAGUGAUAGAUAAUUUUCUACAUAAAAUUGUUUCUCAUUGAUAUAACACAUUCUUUCUCCCCUCUCUUCCUUUUGGCAUUUUUGCUUUUUUGAAUGUCAAAGUAUAAAAAUAUAAAUUAAAAAAGUAAUAUUAGAACUCUGAAUCACCUAAUAAAGCUGAUUGAUGAAAGAUUCAGGGCAGACAAAAGGACUUCUUCAUAUAGUUAAAACUAUGCAAUUUUUUCUCCUGGGAUGUAGUGAGGGCCACAAGCUUGGUUGGCCUUAAAGAGGAUUAGACAAACUCAGGGGUGGGGAACUGGAUCCAGUCUGCAGGCCAGAUCCUUAAUUCCGCCAUCCUCCCCAGGCUAAUUUCUUUAACCAAGCUGUAACUGCUAGGCAGUUAAUCUGUGGUUGUAGCAAGCUUCUUUGUUGUCUGUUUGCAGGUGCAGUUUGGAUUCAAAUUGCACCCGCAAAGGACUUCAAAGGGACUUGCUGCAAGGCUUUUUUAAGGUGCGCUGUCAGUCAAAGUAUGCCUUCAAAGAUGCUCAUUAACAGUGCUGCUCAGGACUGUCAGCAAACCUCACUUGCAAAGGGACAAUCAAGCGCUCACUUCAAGCUACCAAUUGUUCUUUUGUAAGCAUCUGCUUACCUGCCCCAAAUCUCAUGUCACAUAUGAAGUGAGGUUUGGAAGUGGGCAUGUUGAAGAAAACAGCCUCAUGGAUCCAAUUAGACCCAUGAUUUGAAGAAUCCCCACCCCUGUAAUAGAGAAUAAGGCUAUCAAUGGCACCCAGUCUUGAUGACUAUGUUCUGCCUCUAUUAUCAGAGGCAAUAUGUCUGAAUACCAAUUGCUGAGAAUCACAAGUGGGGAGAGAGUUGUUGUGCUCAGGUCCUGUUUGCAGGCUUCCCAUAGGUAUCUAAUUAGCCACUGUGAGAGCAGAAUGCUGGACUAAGAUGAACCUUUGGUCCAAGCUAUCAGGGCUGCUCUUAUGUUCCUAAGAUUUCAAGUCCCCCAAAUCACAACAAAAAUAGGAUUUUGUAUGAUGGGAAUUGUAGUCCCUAAACUCAUAGUAAUAACUGAUAUGCAACUUCCAUAUUGGACUGACCCAGAUACUGUUUUAUGUCCUUAAUUAAGCACUCAGUAUUUCAUGAUCAAUGCAAAGAGGUGCUUUUGCCUUCCCUAUGCAGCCUGAGAUAUAGAUGCCGAACACUGAACCAGUUACUACUGUGGCCUAUGUUGGCUCUCCCACUGUCCCUUUCUUUUCCUGUUCAGACUGAGCAUUAUCGACUAGAUUGGCAUCGUUUCAACCUAAAGCAGCGGCUCCUGGGUCACCGCAUGCUCACAGCUGAAGAAUUUGAGGCAAAGACUCAAGCAGGUGAGAGGCACAUGAUAUGGGUUCAAUAGCUGAGAGUCCUCCAUUGAGGCAGGUUGGACUAGAUGACCCUUGGUGUCCCUUUCAACUCUAAAAUUUAUUAUUCUAUGAAUACUACUCAAGAGCUCUGAUGGUCCUAAUGAGCUCCAUUUUGCCUUAACAAAGAUUCCAAGCAUCCAGCUUCACAGGCAUUCAUUAACAGACUGGGUAGAAUAAGUCUCAGAUGGGUGCCUUAGACUCAGUCUCAUCCAGCAUGGGAUGCUAGUUCAUUUCAGUUUAUUACUAUAAUGACCCCUUUGGUUUGACUCUAGCUAUGACAACAUACUCCAUUAGUCAAAUGUAUGUCCAAAGGAGCUCAGUCGUCUAGAUCCACACAUAUAUUUCCUCCCUGCUGUGGUCCUGAGCUGUCUUAAGUAGAUAAUUUUCCAGCUUUACCAGUCCAGACUGUCUUCUUUGCAUGAGAAUGCUCUGUCUUUCUGCCUUGUGGGCAGGAGUUUCAGAUUUAAAAUUCCAGAAAUAGGAUCUCUGGAAUCCGUUACAUGAUGCACUUCCUUCUUGACUGUGUGAUUUUCUUUUCUGUUACUACCUUGGUCCACAGGUGAUGUCUCCAGCAUCUCUGGGUCGGAUUCCAGUGACUCUGACUUGGACAAUGAAUCUGAACCACCCAACAGUGAAGGCAGUCAUCGGAGCCCCUCUCCAUGUCGACGCUCCCAGCGGGUUCUGUUCAGAAAUGCCCAAGGCCAGCUCAUCUCAGUUUAUCGCUGUGUGCUGAACACUAUGAAGGCAUGUCACAGGAUAACAAAGCAAAGAGCCUACUGGACCUCAUUCCUUUUCUUGCUUUUUUAGUUACCAGCUUUUCUUCCUGUUUUAGUUACCAGCUGUCUCUCACCAAAUGAUAAAUGCCUGUCACGAACACACACGCACCAAGAGGAUAAUGCUGUGGCCAGGUUUUAAAGGAAGUCUAGUGUCUGUUGCAAUAAGCAUAAAAGCGGUUGGUCUUAAUUUUCCAACCUACUGUCUUGCUUUAAUUGCAAACUCUUCCUCCCAAGCAGGUAUUAUAAUUUCAGCCAGUUGGGACUGUGUUGGCUUGUUGCCAUAAAUGUGUGGGUUUCUCUCUUAAGUCCUGCACAGUUCCUCUAGUCACCUGACUGACUUUUCCUUGCCCAUUAAUUUUUAACAUCAAGCUGGCCCAUUUUGCUUUCCUGAUAUUACUCUUUCUCAUAACUGUCAACUUUUCCCUUUUCUUGUGAGGAAUCCUAUUCGGAAUAAGGGAAUUUCCCUUUAAAAAAAGGGAAACGUUGACAGCUAUGCUUUCUGUUUUGUAACUGAUGCUUUCCUAGAAAAAACCUAAAUUUCUGCAGGAUGAAAGAAGCAUUUCCCCCACUUCCAAAACUCUGUGGGAAGGGAACAUCCCUUGAAAUCCUUUUGUCUGUUUGGGACCAGCUAACACCCUGCCCAUCCCUAUUUAACAGCCAGGCUGAAAGCUGCUCUCAUUGCUCAGUCAGUAACCUCUUGCUAACUGAAGGGGUCUUUUGUCCAUCCAGGGCAGUGUGGAGGAGCCUGAAGAGCUAGUGGUGUCCCUUCAGAGACAGAGCUCAGGAACCUCCUGGGUGAUCCUAAUGGCUGGCGGGGGACACUUUGCAGGAGCUGUCUUUAAGGGGUAAGAAUGCAGAGGGGCAUGUCUAUCAUGCGGGUCAACUUGCGAGCUGUAACAUCUGCCUUAAGAGUGUGGCUGUGUCAGAAGGCUGAUAAACCAUGAUCCCACAUGUGCUUCCAGGCCAGCGUUAAUGCUCAUCUCAUGGUCUCCACUAAGCAGUUUCCUGAAAGUUCAUGAAGAGAGAUAUUGGGUGGGUGGGGAAUGUAGAGUGCUUUACAUUUGUAAUCUGUUGGACCCCAUUCAAGGUGCAAAUCAGAUGAGGAACCUGUGGCCCUCCUGAUGUUGGAUUCCAACUCCCAUCAACCCCAGCCAACAUGACCAAUGCUCAGGUGGAUGUUGGAGCUGUAGUCCAACAUCAUCUGCAGGGCCACAGGUUCUCCAUCCCCCAGAUUCAAGGAGUUUAUCAGUAGGCAGGAAGGCUAGAAGUGGACGCAAAGCAUAAUCAUGAUGAGGCAAAGCAAAUUCAGCCAAGAACAACCACAUAAUGUGUGUGUGCAAAAACAGUCUCCACUCAAUACUGACUCACCAGCACCUCCUCCCUGGAGAAACUUGAGGUCUUCAUGGAUGCAUGCAAUAUAAAGCAGCCCAUUUUGUGAGCUUGAGGAUGUGAGAUAAAAGGUCUUCAUCCUUUCCUAAGCCACUUCAGCCUAACACGAACGAAGACAUCUGAUCCAUCCAUCUCAAUAUUGCCUACAAAAGAGUGGGGAACCUGUGGCCCUCCGGAUAGUGUCAGACUACAGAGCCCCAUCAUCCCUGACCAUUGGCCAUUCUAGUUGGGACCAGUGGUGGUUGGAGUCCAGCAACAUCUAGAAGGCCUCAGGUUCCAUGUUCCUGGUAUGGAUAAAACCUUAGUCCAUUUUGGCUAGACUUGGUUCCUAGUGAAGACAUUCAUGCUAAGAUGAUGAUUCUGGAUGUCGGUCUUUGCUGUAGGCUUACCGUCACUUUCUUUCCAGAAAUGAGGUGCUGGAGCAUAAGACGUUCCAUCGGUAUACAGUGCGAGCUCGCCGAGGGACAGCCCAAGGAGUGAGAGAUGCUCAAGGGUCUAUGCCAAAAUCAGCUGGGGCCACACUGCGGCGCUACAAUGAGGCUGCCUUGCUCAAGGUGAGUGCGGACCCUAGUAGAACCAAGGGUGAAGACACAAAAUGAAAAGGUGACAGCUAUUUGAGAGCUUUGCUGUUUGAGUAAGAUUGUCCCAGCUGUUCUGCCUUCACAAAGGAAAGAUGCAGUUGACUUUUACUGCAAGUCUAUGCCAGUUCUUGUCAGUAGUCUGUGCAUUAAAACAGUGACAGAAGAGGAGGAUAGACCACUCUAGUCCCAAUGAUGUAGACCAGGGCAGGCAAUGUGGUGUCUUCCAGAUGCAGUCCAUCAAUGAGUCCCAUCAUCCUUGACCAUUGGCCCUGUUAGCUGGGGCUGAUGGGAGUUGGAGUCCAACCACAUCUGGAAGGCAUUGCACUGGGUAUCUCUAAGUAAUCCCUUCUUGUUGCAGAUUCCAUAUUGAGAAAUGAAGCUCUUCCAUACCAUUCAGACUGUUUCUGCAUUCUCUCUUUUGAAAUGAUAUAUUUUAUGUAUAAAUGGCACUGGGGAUCUCUUGGAAAUAGGUGACCAAUGGUUACAUUCAGACCCUAUGCAACUCAGCCUUCAUUGUGGUUACUUCGGCUGCACUAAAGGCCUACCUGUUAUACUUGUCUUUUCCUGCAGGAUAUUCAGGAGUUGUUGGCCAGCUGGACAGGGCAUUUGCAAGGAGCAGAGUGUAUCUUCCUUCGUGCCCCUCGCACCAACCGAGCUCGGUUUUUUGGCAGCAAAAAUAGCCCUCUUCAGCGAGAUGAUCCCCGUAUCCGGGGCAUUCCUUUCAGCACCCGGAGAGCCACCUUCCACGAGGUGCAGCGGGUGCAUGGGGUUCUGAGCAGUCUGCAAGUGUAUGGUGAGCACAGCUUUUAGUCCCCAAGUACUUGAAAUGAUGCUCCAAAGUCUUUGUGUAUACUGUUUCAGACUAUAAUCUUGGUUCUCGCCUAGAGAUGUGGAGGCCCAGGGAUGGGGUGGAGUAUUGGAGUGUGUGUGUCAUUUCCCUCCCAUAUCUCUAUUCUGACCUUGUUUGUUUCUUUUAGCUCUUUUGCUCUUGCUGGAAUUGGGCCACUGUGAAUUGUCUAUCUAGAAAUCUGCCAUUAGGAGUGGGAGUGGAGGGUAUGAAACCAAGAGGAUUUCCAUCCUAGAAAACACCAUUCUGAUUCUUUUGGCAGGCAAAGACACAGCAGUGGCAGAUUUGAUUUCCUCCCCUCGGAAGAGCUGGAAAAAGGUCCUUCCUUUGGAUGAAGCAUCUUCACAGAGUCAAGACACUAGUGAGUUGGAGAGCCUUGCCCUUGUAGCAAUCCUUCAUCCACUGCAGAUGCUAUGUUCACUUUUUACCAUCAUAAUUACCUAGGCUAUUGGGUGGAAAGACCACUAUGGGCUGCUGAAAGCAGUAAAGCAGGGGAUUCUGCCUCCACUGGGAAAUGGCUUUAUGGAGAGCCCUGAAAGAGGGCUGCAGGCAGGAAAAUGCUGAAAUCACGAUGGUGGCUGCUAAUGUGUAGGAUGUGAUCUAACAGUGGCUGCAGUUCAGCUGACGGAGGACUGAUAGGCUGAUUUGGAUCACCUUCCAUACCCCAAUCCUCAAGUUCAUUGAAUGAUCCCUACUUUGUUCAUCAGAAGCUGAGAAGGAAAGGCUUAACCACGAUCCCGUUUUUCUUACAGUCUCUGCAGCAAAGCCAGAGGAGGAGAAGGAGGAGGAAGAGAAAAGUCUACAGCAGCUGGAGUUGGUAGAGCAGACACUGAGUACACUGGAACUCCGAGAAUUUGAAGUGGAACCAAAAUUAAAUCGCAAGAAGAGAAGGAAGAAACAAAAAACACUGAUGGGUAGGUGGCUGAGGUAAUGGACCUAUUAUUAGGUACAGAUAGUGGGUGCAUUCUCUUUCUAGAAUGGCUAAAUUAUUUGCCUGCCUUGAGAGACACCGACCAGAGCCCCACAGUUUGGUGUCCUUGGCAGCUGCUUCCUAUCAAGAUGCAGGCUCCCAGGAUAAGAAAGCCAUGAUGGGCCCUGGGCCAUAAUCUAGAGGGACCUUAGUUCACAGAAAGUCAGAAGCUACAACCCAGAAACUGAAAUACAGUCCGUUUGGGAAGAAAGUUGUGCAAGCAUUGGAUAUUCCAUUAAAGCAAACCCCUGGGACAAACUGCAUUCAGCAUUUGCAGAAAUAGCAACAUCUUACCUGAUCAAAGCACCGCUGUCUCUGUUAGGUAAUCUGUUCUAGGUGAAAAAUGUGCAAUAGAAGAAUGGCAACCAACAUGAUAAAAUAGAACACAUAGGAUUCCUGUAGACAGAGGUGAGGUGGAGGGGACAUUGCAUUAUGGGGAAAUCAGUUUUGUACUUGCCGCAAGAGAGUCCACCCUCUUCUACUUUCUGGGAGGCAGUGCUUUCACACCUUUGCUCUGCUUUCUUUACUCAUGAGGACUGGGGCUUUAAAGUGAAAUCUGAUAGGUGUGCUGGAUUUCAUUAUACUACCUGCCUUUCAUGGGAUGACUUGUGUGGCUGAAGAGGAGCCACCGCAGACCCAGAGAAGUCAGUGUCAGCUGAGAUGGUUCCAAAGAUUUAAGAGACCGCAAAUGAAGGUUGUCUUAAACCACCCUUCUAAAUUACCCCUUCUGAAUCUGCAUCAUCUCAAUGUUAUAGGUUGGACUGCAUCCAUCUCUAGUCUUAAGGUUAAAAGCAGGAGCUGCUGCUGCAGCUUUGGAGUCAGAGCAGUGCCGUUGAUGAUCAGCUGUUCCCAUGCAGAAAAAGGGAACCGCAGUUCUCCUGUCUUUCUGUUUGUGUGGAACAGUAUCAGCAUCACAAAACUGAUGGUUCUCUGGGACUGCUCUCCUCAUGCUGCAUCCUAUUAGCCAUGAUGUUAGUGACACUUGGAGCAAGUUGGGAGAGAGGGGUGGGCUUUUAGAACAUGGGUCCUGCAUGCUGGUUAGUUCAUCUGAAUCCAUCAUUCAUGCAUUUCUGGGUCAUUCCAGACAAAGUUACGGGGAUCAGAAUGGUACUGAUAGACUAAAAUGAACUGGACAGGAAACAACACCUUGCAUGUUCUUUCUUUUGAAGCAGAGUCCUCCACUGAGACUUCAGGAGGUGUGAAAGAGCCCAAGGCUUUGUUGCCCAGAACAGAGGAGUCACCCAAGACCCAGAAUUGUCUGAAAUAUGAUGGUGAGUUUGGGGGUGGUUGUGUGAGCAUCAGCAAGAUCUGCACUUCCCCACUCCGUUUUCUAAUAAGGGGUUCUACAACAAAUAUUGUAGGUUGGAAGCCUGUGCUGGUUAAGGGAGUGGCAAAACCAAGACUUGACAUUCUGUUUACCCUUAGAGGUAACAUGGAUAUUUCAUGGUUAAUGUGAGACUCUUCCUUCCUUCCUCUAGGUCUUAGCACAUCGUUACAAGAUGCCUUGUUCACAGCGUGUAAGAUGGGAGACCUGAAGGCACUACAGCAUCUUCUGGGGAGAGAUAAUAGCACAGCAGAUAAAGCAGAUGACUGCAAUGGUAUCACCCCGCAGCAAUUGCUCAACUCACCCCUGGAUGAGAGUGGCUGGACCCUUUUGCAUGUGGCGGCAGCAGCUGGAAGGAGUACAGUUGUGCGGCUGCUGUUGGAGAUGGGGGCUGAUCCAUCCCUUAGGUAAUGCCCAGCUUGAGAAGACUAUAUUGAUGCCUAGAGUCCUAAGACUUGGUUCUUGAGUUGCACUUCUGCUCUUUGAGUCAGAACUGCUGACCCCAUGAAAUUCAAGCUGCUCCUCUUGAGUGUCAGCUGUCCUUGACUCAGUUACACAUUAAGUCUGAGCCCAGGUCUUUCAGAGGUAUUGAGAAUUAGUUGUUCUCAAAGGGCCAGAGCACUUGAGGGCCACUUUGUCCAAGUACCUAUGCAAGCAUAGGAAGCUGGAGGACAUUCCACUCUCUGGGACAAAUUUCAAAUCUGUUCAUAGCCUGGGAUGGUUUGGGCUUCUCUCUCACUUCCAGUACCCAGUCGUAGAAGCAACAAAAGUGAUGUGGCACAUGCUGCUUUCAUUUCCCAGCAGUGUCAUCUUCUACAGUGGUUAGGGUUGCCAUAUUUCCAAAAGAAAAAACCAGAGCACCCCAAAAGCCCCCCAAAAAGUGAAUUUUCGAUUGACUUGCCUAGGAUCCAGGGCAAAGCGCUGCCUUCUGGAAAUUCCCCCCUGACGUCAAUUCCCCAGUAAUGUCUGGGGAAAUCUGGAUGUAUGGCAGCCUAACUGUGGUGUAGGUCACAGAUCUGGACCUAAAGUUACAUUGUGUUUCCUCCCCAGGGACAGACAGGAACAGCCUCCAUACUGUGUUUCUGCCAAUAAACAAACUCGUAAUGAAUUCCGUAGGUUCAGGGGUGAACAGCCUGAGAAAUAUGACUACGACCGGGCUCAGGUGGGUGGAUGUAUGUUUGAAGAAUGCUCUGGAUGCAUGUAUGAAGAAUUGGAAAGUGUCUAGUGUGGACGCUUACACUUGUGAAUAAAUAGAAAGCAAGUGCAAGUUGAUCAUCCUGGGCCAAGCCAGCUGCCCACAGAAGACUCCUUAUCUGUUCUUGUAUGUUACUGACCUUGGACAGUUUUUGAGUUGCACAGCUUGCAGUUUAAUAAGGGAAGGCUUGAUAAGAAGAAUUCCAGAGUCCUUUUUGUCUUCCUUCCACUAAUUCCCACAUAACUUAACUAUUUGGGGUGGGGGGCUCUUUUAGACCCUGCCACCUGUACCCAUCCUUUGCAUAUCUCUCUGGAAUCUCACACUCAGUGCAAAAGGCAUCCUGGAUUUCUCUUAAUCAAAUGCUCGCUCAAGCAGGCAUUGAUUUAAGUGAAAGAUACCUUUGAGAAUGUGUAUGAAGGACUUUUGUGUGUGUUUGUUUAAAUCUCCCAGCUCUAAAUAUGCUAUUGGAGUGAGCAGAGAUGGGAAGGAAAUGAAUUUUGAUGGUGUCUAGGGACUUUGCAUCCAGAGAUGUAGUAGGGCAGCAGCAUACACAGAACAAAGGGAGACUCAAGCCCCUUUCAGGGUCUUUUCUGGCUACCUGCUGCUGGGACCAGGCCCUUUUCUGCUGGAUCCACAUCUACUGUGUAAUUGCAGGUGCCUGGACCCCUGACGGCAGAAAUGGAAGCCAGACAGGCAGAACGCCGCCAAGCACAAAAGGCCCAGCGGAAGCAGCGUGAGAAAGAGAAACGAGAGGCACAACAGCUGCUUGAGCAAGAAGAGGACGAGAAACGGUGCUUUGCCCUGCUGAGUGAUCGUGAGAAGGUGAGAGCCUAAGACUCAGGUGACUCAAAGAAGAAAAGGCGGCUUAACAGAUGAUGGCAUCACUUCUGGUGCUACAAGUUUCCUGAUAUGAUACAUGGCAUCAUCUGCUGUGCUGAUCACAGAGAGCUCACUUGACCAAUGUUGUCCGAGAGAAGCUGUGGUUUCAUGUAAAGAAAAGAUUUUGCUGUUUCCUUAUCCUGACAGUUGGUUAUAUUGGGUCAUCCCUGUUGGUGUGGAUAUCCUUCUAGUUCUAGCAUCUCCUGAGAAAGACACUUGAUAAGACUUAUUAUACUGUUUUUCCUGAACCAGGCAACAUCGGCCACUUUGGAGUGUUUUUGUUGCCAUUUCUGAACCCAUCUUUGCAAGACAACCAGAAUGGGUUUUUUGUUUUAAAAUGUAAUGAGGAUCUUGAAGAUCUACUUAAUGUUGUCAUGCUGGGAUAUGUCCUGAAUCUAGGUAGGCAUCUCUGUCUUUUCCAUGGACAUGACCUAUAUUUAAGAAAGGCCUCCUGAGAUAGAGAAUAACUCACAGAUCUGUCCUACUUCCUGAGUCUUUGCUAUACAGCCAAAGUUACCUUGAGAAAGGAAUUUGGAAGCUGCUACUCUGAACCAGUCUGUUCCUGCUCUGUAAGCUGCCUGUGUUAUUCUGAUGGACUUAAAUAUCAUAGGGCAUUUCUGCUGCAUUUUACUAAAAUACUUACGCCCUCCUGUUAGGAAGAUCUCUGGUGAAAUCUGUUUAGUUUUUAGUUUCCACAAGCUCCCUUGAAUAAAAGGAACAUGGCUAACUCUGGACUUAGUAUGUGACAUACAAGCAGAUUGCUUUUAUAGUUUGACCCAGCUCUGGAACAUCCUUGCACAUCCUCCUAAAUGAACCACUUGUUUUACAUAGGAUUUUGUACAAUGGGAUGAAGACACUUCUCCCUAUAGACCCUGGGGGACAGUUCUUUGUUGUUGUUCCUAAUAGUAUGUGUGUAUUUCUUCUUAGCGUGCGUUGGCGGCUGAGAGGAGACUUGCUUCCCAACUAAAAGACUCCAGUGCAACUAUUACCAAUACCAGGUAAGGUGGGUGAGUGGUGUGUUCCUUUUUGGCAUGACCUCCAACUACAAUGAUUCCAAGCUCAUGCUGUCUCUUUGGUAUCUAUAGGCGCUGUUGGCUAUGUGGAGAGUCGCUACUAGGACGCAUUCCCUUCCAUUACCUUGACUUCUCCUUCUGCUCCACGAACUGUCUGCGAACUCAUCGACAAUCAAAUGCUGCCCUGUCCUAGCUAGAGUUUUUUAAAUUUGGGCCUUAAUGAUCUACUUCCUGGAAUCUGAAUGGAAAUAAAAAAUCUAGUCUAUGACUGCUGUCACUUAGAUGAGGAAGUGCAGCAAAAACAUAUUAAUUGCUUCCGUGUACUCUAGAGGAGGCUAACCUGGGCAGCUGGUACCUUACUGGCUGAUAAAUGACACCUCUAAAAGGUCUUUUUCUUCCUUUUUACACUGGAAGCAGGAUUUUAUGUGUGGGAGAUGGGGUUGGAGGAGGCAUUGGAAGACUGCUUUCCAUUAGGAAAGGAGUACAGGUUCCUUUUAGAGACUGGAGAAAAGAGGGUGGGGCACUGGUUUCUUUGCUAGCUCCAAGUAUACCAAUGUUAACAGAAUCCUCGUGAGAAAUUUUUUCCAGGAAAAGAACUAUUUGAUCAGUUCCUCAAAUUUUAUUCCUCAAAUAAAAUAAUAGCUACAGUAACAUGGACCUGCUGCUAUCUCUAGCCCUGACUAUGUCUAAAAGUUACUGCAAAACAAGUUAUACAAGAAGGCUUAUGAGUCAAGAUACAACAAAUGUCCUUUUUAAGGU